UCAAACUCAAACCACAUUUAAAAAAAAAAUCGAACUUAUAACUUGCAAAAAAAAAUGUCCCAGAGACCCAAGGUUUCAAUAUUUAGUUCGGCCAGACAUUAUACCACUUCAUCUUCGAUCAAUGAACCGCCCAUAUCAGCCUUAGAAAAACGUCACACUGUUAUCUAUUCUCAGGGACUUAUUAAGCCUGAAAAUCGUGGCACUAUAGAAAGUAUAGAUAGUAUGCCCAUAAUGGUUAAAACUUGUCAACCCAUUACAGAUAUUGUGGCAACGUGUAAAGAACUAAAUAUACCCAAAGACAAACUGCCCUCACAGGAAUAUCAUAAAAUAGAGACGGCUCAAAAGUGGUUGACCUUAAAGGGUAAGAAUGGUAAAAUCCACAAGUUCCCUUUAAACACCAUUUUGCCCAAAGUACAAAUGACAAAACAUCUGCCGGCCAAGCAAUUGCCACGGGACGUGGAGGUGGAUAGAAGAAGAAGAAUUUAUAAUAAAGUGCAGCUUGAAAAGGAAUUGGAAAAGGAGGGUUUAACUAAAAUAGAGUUAAUGCCUACAGAGGAGCAAUAUUAUUUGUUAACAGAGAAUUCAUUUAAACAUUUUCUGCCUAAGUUUUUUGAUGACACUGAUUAUGAUUGUCAUUCGCCAGAGGCCUGGUUAAAAUUGGGUGAAAUCGAAACGGGAGAAAUGUUUCCCUUGCCGGCAAAAGCAUAUUUGCCUUUACAGCAAAGUUUAUUACAAUACGAAGGCAAAAUUGUGGCCGUAUUUAAAUAUGAGGCCUUUAAUGGCAAAUGGUCUGUCAGGGUUUUAGAGGAUGAAUGUGUUUAUGAGGUGCCGAAAAUACAAAUCAUGUUUUUGGCUGAAAAUCCCUUUGAUUUCAUACGGCGUUUAAAGCGGGCCGUAGAAAAACGCAACAAUGCCGAAAUUUUAAUAAGUAUGCAGUCUUUAGUGGAUUGUGUUUUAUGGCAGGAUAUAGCCGCGAAGCGUUUGUAUCGCCACAAAUUAGUGGACAAGUUAAUGGAAGGUAUACAAUGUGAUGCCAAAUUCUUGAGCAACUUAAAGCUGGAAAUUUAUAUAUUAUAUGAACAUUUGAUGACCAGUUAUGAGUUUGAGAAAUUUAUCAAACUUUUACCUUUGGAAUUUCAAUUUAAACCUGAGAUUAUAAGAAACUCCCUAGAGAAGGCCUUUCACUCUGGAUUUGCCGAAGAAGAAAGGAGUCAUUUGAAAGCUUUGAAAAUAGAUAUAGCAGAAAGAAAAACUAAGUUAUUGACUUUCUGGUUGUUGUAUACCUUUAAAGGAUUUGAGGCAUUGAUUAAUGUUAACUCGGAAUGUCAAUAUAUCGAGACCUUAAAUAUGUUUGUUGGUAAUUUUGCUAAACCUUUGGCUUUAGCCGAUUUUCUAAAAUCCCAGCAGAAACAAUCUACUAAUAUAGGCAAUUAUUUGAAAACAACUUGGCCUUGUAAGCUUUCCAAUGGUAUAAUUUUAGUUUUAAGGGCUCUGGGCAAAGGUUGGCUCGAUAUUAGUCUAAAUAAUUGGAAAGUCUUUGAAAUCAGUAAAAUUUCCCGCUUUAUAUUACAAGUGAAAUUUCGUAUGCAAGAAUCUAUGCAGGUGUUAUUGGAAAAAUCUAUAGAAAGUUUUACCAAUUUGCUAAGCGAUCCUUGUAAACAGUUUUUAUUGCUGGAUUUGCAAUAUCAAUGGUCUAGUGAUUUUAUAAAUACAGAAUUUCCCUUUAAUAAGCCCAUAUUUGCUAUGGUUUUAUCGGUAACCGAGGAUAAAGAAGUUGUUUAUUCUACCCCUCCCGAGGAGUUUGCUCCUGCCCUAAAAGAAUUAUUUAAAAAGGGUUUGGAAAAGUCCAGUGGUGUUAGGCAAAUAGAUGCGGAAUGUUUAAGCAAUCUAAGAUUUGCUUCAGAUUUAUAUAUUUUGACGGUGGAAUUGGUAGAAGAGUUAUAUGUGAAAUGCAACGAUUUGCUGCAAGAGUGUUAUUUAAAAGCUAUUUUUCCCUUAAGAUCAUAUGCCCAUAAAUACGAUCGUUUUAUAGAAUUCUAUCUGCUAAGUGUACCCACCUAUAUGUCAGAAUAUAAGGCCGCCAAAAAGUCCUCCAUGCAGGUAAAGGCUGAUAUUUUGGAACAUAAGCGCAACAAAGAAGAAAUGCGUUUAAUACUGCCAGCAACCAUUAACAUAGGACCCUUUUUGGUUAUUGUGGAUCCUAUGAAACAAUAUAUGAUCAAGAAACGUAUAGAAAUUGUUAAGAAAAUUUUCGAGUAUUACCUGGAUCGUAUGUUUGAUACCAAUGAGCGUUUACUGGAACGUUGUCUGGAAAUGUAUCAGAAGAUUAAUGAAAAACCUCAAAGUAUAGAACAUUUAUAUGCUAUCAGAGAUUUUGCUUUAACUAUAACCGAUUUGGUGGAACAGUUAAGAGCUGAUAUACAGAUAAUGUGGCUGGAAUAUGAUAUGUUGGAUAGUUUUUUCUAUAAUUUACCGGAUCAUCAGUUUGCCAUGAAAUGGGAGGUUUACGCUUGGCCGAAAACCAUACUAGAACGUUUAACUACAUUAAGGGAAGAGCAAAAACUGGAUAUAGAAGAUUUUAAGCGUUUGCACUUAAGUGAGUGCAUUGGUUUUGAGGAACGUUUAGAAUCGUUAAAUGAUGAAAUUCAACAAUUUUCUUUGCAAUUUAAUCCGCAAAAAGUAACAGAAGUUGCAGUAGAGGUCAAAAAAACCUGGAAAGUUAUAUUGGAUUUGCAAAAACUGGGCGAAACUUUGCGUUAUCGCCAAGAACUUUUUGAAUUGGAGGAUCUGUCUCUAGAAUUUCUUAAUAGCAUCAUAGAAGGCUUUCUGCCUUACAAAAAUCUUUGGUACGCAUGCCAGGAUAUGGUUAAACUAGAAGAGGCUACUUUAGGCAAUCCUUUGGUUAAUAUAGAACUCGACGAUGUUGGUCAUGGCCUGGACACCAUACAAAACUCUUUGCAGCUAUCAUUACAAGUCUUUGCUGAGAAGCCAGAAAUACAGGAAGUCGCUAAAUACUUCCUUAAUAUGCUGGAGGAAUUUAAACCAAAAUACCAGGCUAUUAAAGAUUUGAAAAAUGAAAAUUGGCUUUUCUUACAUUGGCAAGAGCUGGCAACACGUUCUGGUUUAGAUAUUAAAUAUUCCAUGGCCAUGAAUUUCCAAUAUUGCAUGCGUAAGGGUAUAAUGGAUCAUUUGGAAUUGGUGCACGAGAUUUCGGAAAAGGCUACCAAUGAAGCGGAUGCUAUACGCAAAGCCUUUGAAGAGGAGGAAAGACGUAAAGAGGAGGAGCGCUUAGCAUUGCUAAUGCAUAAAGCUAUGCGUAAAUGUCGUACAGAUAUUUGUUAA
Lucilia sericata (common green bottle fly) is the source of this 3342-nucleotide messenger RNA. RefSeq names its product dynein heavy chain 1, axonemal-like. Gene Ontology annotation, cellular component: dynein complex. The record is from RefSeq and is a predicted model, not a curated record. Gene Ontology annotation, molecular function: dynein light intermediate chain binding; dynein intermediate chain binding; minus-end-directed microtubule motor activity. Gene Ontology annotation, biological process: microtubule-based movement. Lineage: Eukaryota; Metazoa; Arthropoda; Insecta; Diptera; Calliphoridae.